GAACAGACAGUGAAAAUAUCAUGGCGGCAAGUUCAGAUAUCGAUCGUGGACCAGUGGGAUGCUGGCCGCCCGACGUUUCGCUGAUCGCACGCCACCAUUCGGCAUCUUAAGCGCUUUUGUUUUCGCUUGCCGUUUUUUUGUACACCAUUUAACUGUAAGACUACUGCCAAGGUACACGUGUCAGAGAGCUCCGAAGAUUUCGCACGGGGUGUAUUCGUCAGUGCCCUACUUUCACACGCGUUUGUAAACAAUACGGAAGAUGCGGACGUCAGUGCUCACAGUUUUGCUCAAUGUCUUCAGUAUCAUUUACGGAGGCAAAGUUUACGAAGCAAAUCCUGAUACAAAGAGACUUUACGACGAUUUACUGUCCAAUUACAAUAGAUUGAUACGUCCUGUUCGUAAUAAUACGAAUACUUUAACAGUUGGGCUUAACUUAAAGUUGUCGCAAUUAAUAGAAAUGAAUCUAAAGAAUCAAGUUAUGACAACGAAUGUCUGGGUAGAGCAGAAAUGGUAUGACUACAAAUUGGAAUGGAAUCCACAGGAGUAUGGUGGUAUAGAAAUGUUAUACGUGCCUUCCGAAAACAUAUGGCUUCCGGACAUUGUGUUAUACAACAACGCAGAUGGAAAUUACGAAGUAACACUAAUGACAAAGGCCACUCUGAAAUAUACUGGCGAGGUAUACUGGAAACCGCCGGCUAUUUACAAGUCGUCUUGUGAGAUUAACGUGGAAUAUUUCCCAUUUGAUGAGCAAUCAUGUAUUAUGAAGUUUGGUUCGUGGACCUAUAACGGUGCUCAGGUAGAUCUGAAACAUAUGAAGCAAGAGGGUGGUAGCAAUCUGGUUGAAAUCGGCAUAGAUCUCAGCGAUUUUUAUUUAUCAGUGGAAUGGGAUAUUCUUGAAGUACCAGCAGCACGCAACGAAGAAUAUUAUCCAUGUUGCGAGGAACCUUAUUCAGAUAUCACAUUCAAUAUUACGAUGAGAAGAAAAACUCUAUUUUAUACUGUUAAUCUUAUUAUCCCAUGCGUUGGCAUCACGUUUUUAACGGUGUUGGUUUUUUAUUUGCCCAGCGAUUCUGGUGAAAAGGUAUCAUUGUGUUCUUCCAUUCUUCUCUCAUUGACGGUGUUCUUCUUGCUAUUAGCCGAGAUUAUUCCCCCAACAUCGUUGGCUAUACCUUUACUUGGAAAAUAUCUAUUGUUCACCAUGAUUUUAGUUACUCUAUCCAUUUGGAUUACAGUGUGCGUCUUAAAUGUACAUUUCCGAUCGCCUUCUACGCAUAAUAUGUCGCCGUGGGUGAGACAAGUGUUUCUAAAUUGGAUGCCGAGAGUAUUAAUGAUGCGUCGCACACCAUACUCUACGCCAGAAUAUGAUGAUACUUAUAUGGAUAGCGCAUAUACUAAUGAAAUAGAUUUCAGUGUAAGCGAUUAUCCUUUGGAAUUGAAAGGAAGCCCAGAUGCAUUCGAAAGCGUCACUUCUACAUACAAGAGUAUUAGAGAUGAUGAGGCACGACACGUGCCACAUGCAUCAGUUACUGACAGCGAAAAUACGAUGCCGAAACAUUUAUCCCCAGAUGUCAUAUCAGCUCUCAAGGGUGUGCGUUUCAUUGCUCAACACAUAAAAGAUGCGGACAAAGAUAAUGAGGUCAUAGAAGAUUGGAAAUUCGUAGCUAUGGUUCUGGACAGAUUCUUUCUUUGGGUAUUCACUAUCGCGUGCAUUGGUGGUACAUUAGGAAUAAUAGGUCAAGCUCCUAGUCUGUACGACACCCGACACCCUGUGGACCAACGACUCUCUGGUAUAUCAUUACGCAAUUACAUGCAUCCACCGAAUGUAACUUUUAAUUUAGAGUAGUUAAUUAUUAUCAUGUUAAAGUGAUUCGAAUGUAAAAAAAAUACAGUAACACAUCACAUCCCUCCAUUCAAUAGUAACACAUUACACUCUUUUAAAUACACUUGGCACAACAUAUACACAGACACUUUCGCUCUCUACAUCUACAUAUAUCUGCCAACCAAAUUUAUCCAUAUUUCUUAAUGAAAAUAAUUUCUCCAUUCUCCUCAAAAAAGCGAAAUAUUAAAUAAUCGCCGCAAUAAAAACAUUUUUCUCCUUUGAGUGAACAUAAUUGUUAUAAUAUUGUUACAUCCCCGCGUCCUUUUAUUGCAGAUAUAUUCGCCACCCGUUGAAGUAUAUCCGCAAAAAAGGGACGCGGGAAGGCAACACUAUAUUAUCAGAUAUCAGGGUAACACAAUCAGUGUAAGGGCAAAAUUUAUAAUACAUAUGUAAGAAGCUUAUAGUGAGCAACUAUCCAGUCACAUAAUUUUUUUCUACUUGAAAUCUCCGUUCAUAUAUUAAUCAUGAUACAAAAAUUAAAUAAUGGCAUAACUUAAGUCAUUGAUUAAGGCUUCCAGUCCUUCAUAGCUACAAUGUUAGAUCAUGAUGCAAAAAAUGGCAUAAUUUCUUCUUCAUACUACGUAUAUCGAAGUAAAUUAAUUUUGUCAGUAUUCCAGAUUAGAUUUAUGAGAUAUAUUUAAUGUUUUUUUUUUUUAUCAUAAAUCUCAUCGAUAAAUCUCAUCGAUAGCUCACUGCAUUGAUAAAUUCAGUAUAACUGUAAUAAGAGAUCAAGAAGAUCUUAAUUAUGAUUAAAAUAAGUAUUUUCAAACAUAUUUUUCAAACAUGUUGAACUUAAAUAAAUAACAAGCUAAUUGGGAAUAAGAUGAUUAAAGCAUGAAUUUGACAGUUUGAUCAUGAGAAAUUUUAUCAUGUUUAAUAAGUUUUAAAAAAAUAAGA
Messenger RNA from Camponotus floridanus (Florida carpenter ant), 2776 nucleotides. RefSeq names its product acetylcholine receptor subunit beta-like 2 (gene nAChRbeta2). Gene Ontology annotation, biological process: regulation of membrane potential; nervous system process; monoatomic ion transmembrane transport. The record is from RefSeq and is a predicted model, not a curated record. Bases 260 to 1843 code for a protein of 527 amino acids. Lineage: Eukaryota; Metazoa; Arthropoda; Insecta; Hymenoptera; Formicidae. The transcript is spliced from 12 exons. Gene Ontology annotation, cellular component: neuron projection; postsynaptic membrane; synapse. Gene Ontology annotation, molecular function: acetylcholine-gated monoatomic cation-selective channel activity; transmembrane signaling receptor activity.